UACAUCCCACUGCUGAUAUGGCUCGUGAUAUCGCUCAGCAGCACCAUCACCGUUCUCACCUUUCACACACAAGUCUUCAAAGGUCUAGAUGAGCUCUCGAGGACUCUGCAGCAUAUGGGCCUGGCAGGCAAAGUCUCCAUCGGCGGUCUGAUCUUCCUGACCACCUUCCCACCGCUGCCCCUGUACUCGACCUUGAUCGUCCUCUGCGGCUUCUCCUUUGGUCUCUGGCAAGGCUUCGUCAUCAGCUACAUUGCCGCACUAUCAGGCGCCAUCGUAGUCUACCUACUCAGCAAGUCCCUGCUCAGGAAAUGGAUGGACAAGCUCAUGGCUAAGUCAGGUGGAUUGAAGAAGGUCGUCAAGGCCAUUGAGAAGCGGCCGAAGCUGCUCUUCUUGAUCCGCCUCGCGCCCUACCCUUACAACCUCAUGAACACUCUCCUAGCGUCGAGCCCCACACUCACCUUCAAGACUUAUUUUCUCUGCACGGCCCUCGCUCUGCCCAAGUUGCUAGUGCACUGCGGUCUCGGCGCCUCGAUCAAGAACUUUGCCGCCUACCACGGCGAAGGAGGCGAGACCACUGAUUCCAGUCAUGGCCAGGGUGGUCAAACUUCUUCCGGAGGCGGUACAAGCACAGCAGAGACGGCCAAGCGCAUUGCGGGCUUCGUGGGCGUGGGGCUGUGCAUUGGAAUCUUCAUCUACCUCCUCUCUGUUGCGCGCAAGGCGGUAGAUGAGGAGCUGGAUAGUGAU
Molecule: messenger RNA, 744 nt
Organism: Microstroma glucosiphilum
Lineage: Eukaryota; Fungi; Basidiomycota; Exobasidiomycetes; Microstromatales; Microstromataceae
Exons: 1
Biological process (GO): mitotic spindle elongation; vesicle-mediated transport
Cellular component (GO): Golgi membrane
Source: RefSeq, a predicted model, not a curated record